Messenger RNA from Oncorhynchus gorbuscha (pink salmon), 2719 nucleotides. It is a transcript of the gene tfpia, whose product is annotated as tissue factor pathway inhibitor a. Gene Ontology annotation, molecular function: serine-type endopeptidase inhibitor activity. The record is from RefSeq and is a predicted model, not a curated record. Gene Ontology annotation, cellular component: extracellular region. The transcript is spliced from 6 exons. Gene Ontology annotation, biological process: negative regulation of peptidase activity. Bases 92 to 925 code for a protein of 277 amino acids. NCBI's taxonomy places the organism in Eukaryota, Metazoa, Chordata, Actinopteri, Salmoniformes, Salmonidae.
GGAUGAUCAGCUACCAUCAUCAGUCUUUUAAACAAAAGUUCAAGAAGGUUUCACAGCAACUUUACUGUAGACUACUUCCCCGACCGCUGACAUGUCUGCAAUUAAUAGCUGGUGGAUUCCAUGCAUUGUUUUACUUCAUUCCGCUUAUUUGGGAUCUUGUGAUUCAGACUCUGGAAUAGAUGGAACCCAGCCUGAGCUCUUCAUUUUCCACCAGUCGUGCGCCCUGAAGAAGGACGAAGGGCCCUGCAAGGCAUUAAAGGAGCGUUUCUACUUCGACAUUGACACGGGCCGCUGUGAGGCCUUCGAGUUCGGCGGCUGCAGAGGCAACGCCAACAAUUUUGAGACCUUGGAGGCAUGUGAGAAAAUGUGCCUGGUGUCUGUUGACAAGAGUCCCUGUCACCUGGAGGAGGCUCCGGGGCCAUGUCGAGGUCUGGUAACUCGCUACUUAUUUGACAACCAGAGCCAGGAGUGCAAGCACUUCUACUAUGGAGGCUGCUUCGGCAAUGCCAACAACUUCAAGAGUAUGAAAGAGUGCCAGGCUAGAUGCCAGAACCCAGAAAACCCCACUGUGGCCCUUAAAUUGGAUGUGGCCCCUAAAUUGGAGGUCACCGUCCCAGAACCCCAUAGCCAGCCUAGUGUGCAGUCUCUCAAAGUAACUGACUUCAAUCCUCCGGACUUGUGUCUCAGUCCCAUUGACAAGGGCACAACAUGUGAUGGAGAGGAGAGAACUGAGAGGAGAUACGUGUACAACCCCAAGACAAAGAGGUGUCAGUCGUUGCGCUACAAUGGCUGCGGGGGCAACAAGAACAACUUUGUCCACAAGAGACACUGCAUGAAGAUGUGUAUGAAGCCAGAUCACCAUCACAAAGGGAAGGUCAUUCGUAUAAAGAAGAAGAACAGCAACAUCUUGUUUCGAUCUGUCUAAAUCAAGGCUUCAUAUUAAACCCUUCCUACAUCUCAUUAAACACUUCCUACUUCCUAUUAAGCCCUUCCUACUUCAUAUUAAACCCUUCCUACUUCUCAUUAAACCCUUCCUACUUCCUAUUAAUAUGAAACCCUUCCUACUUCCUAUUAAACCCUUCCUACUUCCUAUUAAACCCUUCCUACUUCCUAUUAAACCCUUCCUACUUCCUAUUAAUAUGAAACCGUUCCUACUUCUCAUUAAACCCUUCCUACUUCCUAUUAAACCCUUCCUACUUCCUAUUAAUAUUAAACUGUUCCUACUUCUCAUUCAACUCUUCCUACUUCAUAUUAAACCCUUCCUACUUCCUAUUAAUAUUAAACCCUUCCUACUUCCUAUUAAACCCUUCCUACUUCCUAUUAAAUGCUUCCUACUUCCUAUGAAUAUGAAACCCUUCCUACUUCUUAUUAAACCCUUCCUACUUCCUAUUAAACCCUUCCUACUUCCUAUUAAUAUUAAACCGUUCCUACUUCCUAUUAAACCCUUCCUACUUCCUAUUAAACCCUUCCUACUUCCUAUUAAUAUGAAACCCUUCCUACUUCCUAUUAAACCCUUCCUACUUCCUAUUAAUAUUAAACCGUUCCUACUUCCUAUUAAACCCUUCCUACUUCUUAUUAAGCCCUUCCUACUUCCUAUUAAUAUGAAACCCUUCCUACUUCUUAUUAAACCCUUCCUACUAAUAUUAAACCCUUCCUAUUAAUGUUAAACCCUUCCUACUUCCGUUUAAUAUUAAACCCUUCCAACUUCUUAUUAAACCCUUCCUACUAAUAUUAAACCCUUCCUAUUAAUGUUAAACCCUUCCUACUUCCUAUUAAUAUUAAACCCUUCCUACUUCUUAUUAAACCCUUCCUACUUCCUAUUAAUAUUAAACCCUUCCUACUUCCUAUUAAACCCGUCCUACUUCCUAUUAAACCCUUCCUACUUCCUAUUAAACCCUUCCUACUUCCUAUUAAUAUUAAACCCUUCCUACUUCUUAUUAAACCCUUCCUACUUCCUAUUAAUAUUAAACCCUUUCUUCCUAUUAAUAUUAAACCCUUCCUACUUCCUAUUAAACCCUUCCUACUUCCUAUUAAUUAAACCCUUCCUACUUCCUAUUAAACCCUUCCUACUUCCUAUUAAUAUUAAACCCUUCCUACUUCCUAUUAAACCCUUCCUACUUCCUAUUAAUAUGAAACCCUUCCUACUUCCUAUUAAACCCUUCCUACUUCCUAUUAAUAUUAAACCCUUCCUACUUCCUAUUAAACCAUUCCUACUUCCUAUUAAACCCUUCCUACUUCCUAUUAAUUAAACCCUUCCUACUUCCUAUUAAUAUAAACCCUUCCUACUUCCUAUUAAACCCUUUCCUACUUCCUAUUAAUAUGAAACCCUUCCUACUUCCUAUUAAACCCUUCCUACUUCCUAUUAAUAUGAAACCCUUCCUACAUACACUACUUUUGAAUGAGUCUUUCUUUAUAUCAUUCUUAUUUGACUUUGGUAUGUCCUUGUAGUCUUGCAGCAAUUGUAUCAAAGGCUUAUUUUGGCCUAUUGUGUAAUGUUGUAUUGCUCAUUGUAACCUUUUAACACUUUGUAAGAAGAUGUUUUUAGUAAUAUCACAAUUGUAUACAUUUUUUACUGUCACAUACCAAAUACCAGUAUAUAAUUGUAUUUGUUUUUCUUCCUGAGGACACCAGACAAGUUGUUUUAUUGACAAAUGAUGAACAUUCAUUAUCCCAAAAGCACUGUACAUGUAAUAUCAUACAAUAAAUUACAUUAUCUGUA